CACAGGUGGGCGGUCGGUCCGAUCCCUCCUCCUCCGGCCGGACCCGGCCGGCGCGGCGAUGACCGUCACCUACACGGCCCGCGUGGCCAACGCGCGCUUCGGCGGCUUCUCGAAGCUGCUGCUGCUGUGGCGCGGCAGCAUCUACAAGCUCCUGUGGCGGGAGCUGCUCUGCUUCCUCGGACUCUACAUGGCGCUGAGCGCAGCUUAUCGCUUCGUGCUGGCCGAAGGCCACAAGCGCUACUUCGAGAAGCUGGUCAUCUACUGCGACCAGUACGCCAGCCUCAUCCCCCUCUCUUUCGUGCUCGGCUUCUACGUGAACCUGGUGGUGCACCGCUGGUGGAACCAGUACCUCUGCAUGCCGCUGCCCGACGCGCUCAUGUGCAUCGUGUCGGGCACGCUCACCCCUCCAGGGUUUAUGACCCGCGAGGAGCGCAAGAAGUUUGAGAACUUGAACUCAUCCUACAACAAGUAUUGGGUGCCCUGCGUCUGGUUCUCUAACCUGGCGGCACAGGCCCGGCGGGAGGGCCGCAUCCGGGACAACAGCGCCCUUAAACUGCUGCUGGAGGAGCUGACUGUGUUUCGGGGCAAGUGUUCGAUGCUCUUUCACUACGACUGGAUCAACAUACCCCUCGUCUACACCCAGGUGGUGACCAUCGCAGUGUACAGUUACUUCCUGGCCUGCGUCAUCGGUCGCCAGUUCCUAGACCCUGCGCAGGGCUACAAAGACCACAACCUUGACCUGUUUGUGCCCGUCUUCACUCUGCUGCAGUUCUUCUUCUAUGCCGGCUGGCUCAAGGUGGCAGAGCAGCUCAUCAACCCCUUUGGAGAGGACGACGACGAUUUUGAGACCAACUUUCUGAUCGACCGCAACUUCCAGGUGUCAAUGCUGGCCGUGGACGAGAUGUACGACGACCUGGCCAUGCUGGAGAAGGACCUGUACUGGGACACAGCGGAGGCUCGGGCCCCCUACACCGCGGCCACCGCCUUCCUGAGGCUGCAGCCCUCCUUCCAGGGCUCCACCUUCGACAUCACGCUGGCCAAGGAGGACAUGCAGUUUGAGCGGCCCGACGGCGCGGACUUGCCGCUGGGCGAGGCGCAUGGCGAUUUCUUGCAGCGCCUCCUGCCGGUGGGCCCGGGCAUGGCUGCAGGAAGCCAGCUGGGCCGGCGCCUGUCCGUGUUGCGCCGCAAGAACAGCGGCGUGUCGGAGGCGUCCACAGCCGCCAGCUGCGCGGGCACCAGCGUCCUCGAUGGCGUAGCCCCGGAGGGUGACUGUGGGGACCUACUGUUGGACUCCGGACUUCGAGAGCCGGAACCCGAGCCCCACACGGGGCCAGAGCCGCCAGCCCCCGGGCUGGACGCUGAGCCCUUCACCAGAGUGUCCAUGCCCGCACCCAGAGGGCCGGCUCCGCCCUGGCUGCCCAGCCCCAUUGGCGAGGAAGAGGAGAAUCUAGCUUGAGGCCCUUGGGCCCAAGAUCCCCAAGAACAAGGAAUCAAGACCCACGCCGCACCCACGCCGACAUCUGGGUCCGCAUAAGCCUCUCGUGAAUUUCAUCCGCCGGCUUUAGACCAGUUCCUGCUACCCCUGCUCCUGUCUUCAUGUCUGGCCUGUGUCUCCUGUGGGCGGCCCUGGGCUAAGGGCAAAGGGAUUUUUCCAGCUUAGAGCAGCUCAUUCUUCCUACCAGCUCUACUCCCCCCUCCCCCCACUGCCUGGAAGGGCCCUAUGUGUGUCCUGCCUUUAUUGUUUCCUUAAAAUGGAGAUAGGAGUGCCUACCUCUUUGAGUUGUGAGGAUGGGAAUGAAAUAACAGCUUUAAAGCGUUUGUACAUAAUAGGUGCUCAAUAAAAUGUUAGUGGUUUCUACUCAAA
Messenger RNA from Myotis lucifugus (little brown bat), 1864 nucleotides. It is a transcript of the gene BEST2, whose product is annotated as bestrophin 2. Lineage: Eukaryota; Metazoa; Chordata; Mammalia; Chiroptera; Vespertilionidae. Gene Ontology annotation, molecular function: chloride channel activity. The record is from RefSeq and is a predicted model, not a curated record. Bases 59 to 1456 code for a protein of 465 amino acids. The transcript is spliced from 9 exons.